Messenger RNA from Funneliformis caledonium, 166 nucleotides. The record is from the annotation of a GenBank genome assembly. NCBI's taxonomy places the organism in Eukaryota, Fungi, Glomeromycota, Glomeromycetes, Glomerales, Glomeraceae.
AAGAAUAUUAAAGCAGUAUCUGAUCAAACUAUUGAACAUUAUAAUAGAGUUCGCCUUGCUUCUCUUACUUCCAAUAGAUUAUUACCCAACACACUUACAUACGUUACUAUAGAAAACUUUUUUACAUCACCAAUUACUUGCACGAUUCUCAAUACCUUUAAAGAUA